AUGAAAGCAUUAAUACAGCGUGUUAUGAAUGCUAAAGUCACUGUUAACGGUGAGGUUAUAAGUAGUAUUGAACAAGGUAUUUGUGUAUUUAUUGGUAUAUGUGCCAAUGACACUAAAAAGGACAUGGAAUACAUUGUUCGCAAAAUAUUAAAUAUAAAGUUGUUUGAUGAUGAAUCUAAUAAGAGAUGGAAGAAAAGUAUUGUUGAUAAACAAUUAGAAGUAUUAUGUGUCAGCCAGUUUACUUUGUACAAUACUUGGAAGGGCAAUAAACCUGAUUUCCACCAUGCAAUGCCUGGAGAUAAAUCAAAAGAAUUUUAUGAAAAUUUUCUUCAAUUAUUGAAAGAUUCUUACUUACCAGAAAAAAUCAAAGAUGGUCAAUUUGCAGCCUAUAUGCAGGUGAGUAUUCAAAACGACGGGCCUGUCACAUUUGAGAUAGAAUCUCCAGCGGAUUUACCCAGUAAAGAAAGAACGCGCAACAACGAGUCUCAAACCAUCAGAAAGAGUGCAAUAAACUAA
This is a messenger RNA of Arctia plantaginis, 516 nucleotides long. The record is from the annotation of a GenBank genome assembly. NCBI's taxonomy places the organism in Eukaryota, Metazoa, Arthropoda, Insecta, Lepidoptera, Erebidae.